AUGUCUACUCUUAGACACGAAUUCUAUGAAACAGACGAACGACUCACUCUGUCAAUCUUUGAUCGCAAUGCAAACCCGUCUGAGGUGGACGUCCAGUUUGAGCCUCGAAAGUUUACCUACACACACGGCGACAAAAGUCUUGUUCUUGCGCCACUCAAAGGUCAAAUCAAUCCUGAAUCUUGCGAGUACACCGUCGGCAAGGUGAAGGUGGAGGUCAGGCUGACGAAGAUGGCACCUGGCCGCUGGGGUGCGCUGGUGGGAGACAGUCCUGAUCCUCUUGCAUCUUUCCCCUCGGUGCCUGCUAUGACCACGACCUCUGUCAAGCCUAAGAAGAACUGGGAUGGCAUCACUACCAACAUACUCUCCACGGAGAAGGAGAAAACGACAGACGAAGACCCUAAUGUUGGUGGCGAUAGUACUCUCAAUGGCUUCUUCCAGAAGAUCUUCCAGGAUGCGGAUGACGACACUAAGCGGGCAAUGAUGAAGAGCUAUUCCGAGAGCGGCGGCACCACACUCAGCACCAACUGGGAAGAGGUCAAGGCUAAGCGGGUGGAGGUAAAGCCUCCGGCAGGGUCUGAAUGGAAAAAAUGGAAUUGA
Molecule: messenger RNA, 597 nt
Organism: Desarmillaria tabescens
Lineage: Eukaryota; Fungi; Basidiomycota; Agaricomycetes; Agaricales; Physalacriaceae
Product: SGS-domain-containing protein
Exons: 4
Coding region: 1-597 (198 amino acids)
Molecular function (GO): protein-folding chaperone binding
Source: RefSeq, a predicted model, not a curated record